AUGGUUUUGUACACGACCCCCUUUCCUAAUAGCUGUCUGUCCGCCCUGCAUGCCGUGUCCUGGGCACUCAUCUUCCCAUGCUACUGCGUGGUGGACCGGCUCCUGACCCCCUUCACUUCCAUCAGCUGCAAGAAGUGCCACCGGGCGAACAGCCCGUGCUACCUCCAGCUGCUCUGCAUCAUCCUCUUCACGCCCAUCUACCUGGCGCUUCUUGUCGCCGCGCUGCCCUUGGGAUUUCUUGGGUUCCUCCUCUGGUUCCCCCUGCAGUCUGUCCGCCGGCCCUACAUCUAUUCACGGCUGGAAGAUAAGGGCCAGGCCGGUGGGGCGGCUCUGCUUGGUGAAUGGAGGGGUACAGGUACUGGAAAAAGCUUCUGCUUUGCCACUGCCAACCUCUGCCUCCUCCCCGAAUCACUCGCAAGGCUCAACAACGUUUUUCACGUACAAACACGGGCCAAAGAGAUUGGGCAGAGAAUCCGCAAUGGGGCCAGUCGGCCCCAGAUCAAAAUCUACAUCGAUUCUCCCACCAACACCUCCAUCAGUGCAGCCAGCUUCAGCAGCCUGGUGUCACCGCAGGGCAGUGAUGGCAUUGCCCAGACUGUUGCUGGGAGCAUUAAGAGGACGGCUUCUGUGGAAUACAAAGGCAAUGGCGGACGCCGCCCCAGUGAUGAGGCAGUGAACAGCCCAGCCUCUGGGGACCCAAACAACGGCGGCAGUCUUGAGGACGCCUGCAUCGUCCGUAUUGGUGGUGAGGAGGGGUGCCGGCCUCCCGAAGCAGACGACCCUGCCACUGGGAACCAGGCCAGGAACGGGGCCGCCAGGGGCCAGAAGGGUCAGACACCCAACCACAGUCAGCAGGAUGGGGAUUCGGGGAGCCUUGGCAGCCCCUCAGCCUCCAGGGAGUCUCUGGUGAAGGCACAAGCCGGGGCAGACGGUGGUGGCGGGGAGCCAGGUGCCACCAACAGCAAGCUCCUGUACAAGGCCUCGGUGGUGAAGAAGGCAGCCGCUCGCAAGAGACGACACCCAGACGAGGCCUUUGACCACGAGAUCUCGGCCUUCUUCCCCGCCAACCUGGACUUCCUGUGCCUACAGGAGGUGUUUGACACGCGGGCAGCUGUUAAGUUGAAAGACCAGCUACACGGCUACUUCGAGUACAUCCUGUACGACGUCGGGGUCUACGGCUGCUACAGAAGCCACGGCUGCUGCAGCUUCAAGUUUCUCAACAGCGGCCUCUUCUUUGCCAGCCGCUACCCCAUUAUGGAAGUGGCCUAUCACUGUUACCCCAAUGGGCGGUGCUCCGAUGCCCUGGCCUCCAAGGGAGCGCUGUUUCUCAAGGUGCAGGUGGGAAGCACACCUCAGGACCAAAGAAUCGUCGGGUACCUCUCCUGCACACACCUGCAAGCCACAACAGAAGACAGCGCCAUCCGCUGUGAGCAGCUGGACCUGCUUCAGGACUGGCUGACUGACUUCCGAAAAUCUACCUCCUCGUCCAGCGCAGCCAACCCCGAGGAGCUGGUGGCGUUUGACGUCAUCUGUGGAGAUUUCAACUUUGACAACUGCUCCUCCGAUGACAAGCUGGAGCAGCAGCAUUCCCUGUUUACACGCUACAAGGACCCCUGCCGCCUUGGCCCUGGGGAGGAGAAGUCGUGGGCCAUUGGUACCCUGCUGGAUACGAACAACCUCUAUGAUGAGGAUGUGUGCACCCCAGAAAAUCUGCAGAAGGUCUUGGAGAGCGAGGAAGGCCGCAGGGAGUACCUGGCGUUCCCCACCAGCAAGAGCUCCGGAGCAGGCCAGAAGGGGCGCAAGGACCUUCUGAAGGGCAACGGUCGUCGCAUUGACUACAUCCUUCAUGGGGAGGAGGGGCUGGGCCCCGACUGGAAGGCUGAGGUGGAAGAAUUCAGUUUUAUCACCCAGCUGUCAGGCCUGACUGACCACCUCCCGGUAGCCAUGCGACUGAUGGUGUCCACCGGCGAGGAGGAGGCAUAG
This is a messenger RNA of Trichechus manatus latirostris (Florida manatee), 1983 nucleotides long. It is a transcript of the gene SMPD3, whose product is annotated as sphingomyelin phosphodiesterase 3. Gene Ontology annotation, biological process: sphingomyelin metabolic process. Gene Ontology annotation, molecular function: sphingomyelin phosphodiesterase activity. The transcript is spliced from 7 exons. Bases 1 to 1983 code for a protein of 660 amino acids. NCBI's taxonomy places the organism in Eukaryota, Metazoa, Chordata, Mammalia, Sirenia, Trichechidae. Gene Ontology annotation, cellular component: extracellular region; cytoplasm. The record is from RefSeq and is a predicted model, not a curated record.